Molecule: messenger RNA, 4355 nt
Organism: Bombyx mori (domestic silkworm)
Lineage: Eukaryota; Metazoa; Arthropoda; Insecta; Lepidoptera; Bombycidae
Product: cytochrome P450 6B1
Exons: 11
Coding region: 918-2564 (548 amino acids)
Molecular function (GO): heme binding; monooxygenase activity; iron ion binding
Source: RefSeq, a predicted model, not a curated record
CAACACAUUCACACGUUGCGCUUGUGUAGUGUUUGUGAAUAAGCGCGUGGCGUGACAUCACACUGCAUGCGCAUCAUGAAAAGUCUGCCCAUCUCUCUCUCGCGCGGUCUAGCUUAUGAGUGUGAAGGGGAAAGUUAAUGUUUUGCUUUUAUUAAUGCUUAAUAUAGCGCGGUCUUGUUUUAUUAUUGUUUUAAUCUUGAAUUAUCAUUGUCUAAUUAUAAUUGCAUAAGUUGAUAAAAAAUGCUAUGCAAUAGCUUUACCGCGGCAGUUCCCGAGUGCCACACGCUUUUUAUUGUUAGUAUGAGAGUAAGAGCACUAAAGUGCGGCCCUGUGCCAGACUUUCUCCGUUACAACAUCAAAAAUGGCGGACGUCUUGUUAACGCGCUUGGCCAUUGAGACGCGCGCGCAAUCAACAGCCGACUCGUGUAAUACGUGUUUUUAUAUUUCGAAUGUUUUUUCCUCCUAAUUAUAAAAACAAAAUAACAUUUAACAUUCAACCGUAUCGAAGUGGAAUGCGACCUGUUUGGUGUUUUGGAUUGCAGUUGGUUUUUUUUUUGUUUUUCUUCGAAAUUCGUAUAUAUUCACAAAAGUACGGUGAUCGGUGUCAGUCUGAUCGGUGAAGGUUUUUAUAAAUUCUUAUUUAAAACAAUAACUUGAAAUAAAAUUUGUUGUCCAAAGAUUUCAUAAAGUAUAUAUGUAUAAUAGUUAAUCAUACGCCUGAGAAGCUUACUAUUUUUGAUCUUUUAAGUGUAUUUUUCUCUAUAAAAUUUGAUUACAAGAACGAAUAAUUUUUUAACGUAUUCAGUGUUUUUUUUAUUGCGUUUAUAGACAAACGUGUAUGCGGCCCAUCUGAUGCAAAACCGAAACAUAAUGAAAUGUGUUAAGCUGAGGUUAGGAUGAUUGAAAUUUAGAACAAAAUGUUUGGCUUCCGGAGAUCAUUGGUUGAAGCCGUGGUGUUCCUCUCGUGGCUCUUAGAAGACUGGACAUUCGGCUCCAGCGUCCUAUGGCACGUGUAUUUUACUCUCUGGAUCUGCAGCCUCGUCCUGACCGUGACCACAUACGAUCAUGACUACUGGAAGGACAGAGGCAUAUUCUCACCCCCGGCCUUGCCCGUGGUUGGACAUAUACUGUCUGUUGUCCUAUUCAGGGAGCAGGGAGGGAUGUGCUUCAAAAGGAUCUAUGAUACGUAUACAGAUCAACGGUUUUUAGGUACGCAUCAGUUCUAUCAGCGCACGUUGGUAAUCAGAGAUCCAGAGCUCAUUAAAAGGGUCUGCGUGAACGAUUUCCAGCAUUUCGUGGACCGUGGAUUCUUCUUCAACAAGGAAGUAGAUCCUUUGGCUGGAUCGGUACUUUUCCUGCGAGGAAACGAAUGGAAAAAAUUAAGAGCCAAAAUUUCGCCAAUCUUUUCGCCGAACAAGCUACGAGGAAUGUUCCCGUUGAUAGACAACACAGCCGAUGAGUUCGUCAUACGUUUGAGGAAACGAAUCAAAAACAAGAACAAGGAUAUCGAAAACGUGGACAGCAAUUCUAAUAUAGAAGAUGCUUAUGCGCUGGUGGACUCUGAGGAGUUGGUUGGGGGGUAUACAGCCGACGCGAUAGUACCUUGCGCCUUUGGACUGAAGAGUCUAGUUAUGGAUAAGCCUGACGAUCCAUUUGCGGUUGCACUUCAAGCGUUUUACGAGAAAUCUUUAUAUAAUGUAUUUGAAAAAACGAUGCGUCAGUUCUGGCCAGCAUUCGUCCUCUUCUUUAGAAUGAGGAUAAUACCGAAGAAGACUCACGAUUUCUUCCAUAACGUCGUGACAAGCGUGCUCAGAGCUCGCGAAAGUGGUGAACAGGAGAAACGUGGUGACUUCAUCGACAUGAUGAUGAAUCUACGAAACGAUGACGCCAAUAAUAAAAAAACAGACGAUCCUGAUGAAGUAGAAAUAACGGACAUAGUAAUCUCCGCCAACGCAUUUAUUAUAUUCCUUGGUGGAUUUGAAACUACUUCUUCGACCUUAGCGUUUCUCUUCCUCGAACUGGCAGCUGAUCAGAGGGUCCAGGAGAAGAUGAGACAGGAGAUUAGAGAGGUGUUGAGCCGAAAUGACGGAAAGAUGACUUUUGAGAUCUUACAAGAGUUAAUCUACAUGGAGAUGGUAAUACAAGAGACCCUGCGUUUGUAUCCACCCUUUCCAAGCAUACAACGUAUGUGUACCAAAGACUAUCUUAUACCGGGAACCGAGAAAGUCGUUGAGAAAGGCACAAUAGUUCUGUUUCCGACGCUGGGAAUCCAAAGGGACAACCAAUACUUCGAACGCGCGGAUGACUUUUAUCCUGAGAGGUGGUCAGGAGGGUUCGUCCCUCCGCCAGGAGUCUAUAUGCCUUUUGGGGAUGGACCUCGUUAUUGUAUAGGUAAAAGGUUCGCAAUGAUCCAGAUGAAGUGCUGUCUAGUCAAAGUGUUGCAGUACGUCGUGAUCACGCCGGCGUCUCCUGCUCAGCCGCGGACCAGACCCUUCGCGGCAGACUGUUGCUCUCCCCAAACCCUCCACCCCGACAACUCCUUAGUCAAACUGAGCCUGUUAUGACAGUAUCAUCUUUGAUCCAAAACCAACCAGUCGUGAUAUACACGUAAUCUUAUAAUUUAUUAUGUAAUUCGAUUCUGUUUGUUCGUUCGUAAUCGCGCUAAUGGUUUAAGCCAGUGUUUCCCAACCUUUUUUGUGCAAUGCCCCACUGUAACGUUUCUAAAAUUUUUAUGCCGCCCCCAUACAUAAUUUUUAACAUUAAAAUAUUGAUUUGUUCACUUAAGAAACAUAAAUGAUAGGUUUUAGGAAAAAAUCACUAUGAAAUUGUUAUCAAAACACUGUAAUUAAUAUUUUAAAACAUAUAAUACAGAAUUGAAAUUUAAAUUCAAAAUAAUUUUAAUACAUAUUUUUAAUAUUCAUUUAGUGCGAUUGCCCCCCUUAAUUAUCAAAUUGCCCCCUUGCGGGGCGUGGGCUCCAUGUUGGGAAACACCAGUUUAUGUGAUUGAUUUGAAACUACGGCCAGCUGUUGUUGGCACCUUAGCGAAGCUAUUCCGAAGGAUGGAGGCUAUUUGGUUUAAGCGACGUCCUUGCAAAUUUACAGGAGAGAAAUUUAAAUCAUAACAAAUAAACAUAAACUUCUUUAACUAUUUGAAUGGAGUAAACUUAAUUGAAGUUCAAUUAAACGCAUCGAACUGUUGAUGCUAAUAUCAAAUAAAAGGCACCUCUAAUUAUUAUUACAAAGAUAAUUCGCCUUUUCGCAUUAAAAGUGUAAAUUUUCCAAGAAUAUUCGGAAAUGAGUUAAUAUGCGUAAACAUUUGGUAUCACCAGUAUUAUUCUCAUAAAUACUCAUAAAAAGCGUAGUUUAGUUUUAGUUUACCUAUGUUUUGACUACUAUUAACAAAAUUAAUACGUAAUUUUAUCUUACUUUAAAAGACAGAUAAUGUAACUGUUAAAAAUUAAAAAAAUAAAUGUUGCAAUUAAGAUUCAUGUUAAAAAUAUAUAUAUAUCUAUUAUAUUAAGCCUUUAAAACGCUCUCCUGUAAAAUUGGUAAGUUUUAGAGAUUAUACAGUUUUAUUGCGAGAAGACGAAAUGUCGCGUAUUUAGCAGAAUGUCGCUCAAACCAGAAUAGCUCACCCCUUGAUUUGUACCUUAUGAUUCAGCACGAUGCGAAAUUUAUUUGUUAUAGUCGGUAAUGGAAUCAAUCGGGAAGAGGGAAAUAUAUUGAGAAACAUAUAUUGCUAAAUAGAUGUUAUAUAGUAGAAUAAAUUCGGUAACACCUAAAUCGCGUUGAUGCUAUUUUCAAAAUGUCUUAGCAUGUGUGUGUGCUUCAAUCUGAUCCAAACGAGCAAAUGACAAGUGCUCAUUAAAAUAUAUUCCUCUGAAGCUCUCCAUAACUUGAACCGAGGUAAAGGAUUAUUUUAAGUUUAAUAUUAACUAGAUGAUGACCGGAUUUGAUAACGCCAUCUUGUUGUGUCUUUAAAGCGGUUAGUUGCCCUCAAUUAAGAAAAAUAGUAUUAUUAUUCGCCAAUAGAUGUCGGGAAGAGUUGAUUAUUGAAAACACGAAUAAAACAACAUUUUCUGAAAAUAAGAUAAGAUUAACAGAGCAUACAUUGUAAUAUAUUACCACGCAUACCAAAACAAUAUGUAAUUUUAAAUUAAGAAUGUCUAGAUAAAUGUUUCCGGUUAGACAUUUAACUAUUUUCUCGGUUUAGAUCUUAUUUAAGUACAUUUGCAUUGUGCUUAUUAUUUUGUGCAAUUAAUUAUGAAGGCGUCAGAGAUGACUGAGCGAUCUUUUCGUCGCCAGUUGCUUUCGGUAGAACCGAGUUUAUUCGAAUAAAAGUUUUUUUUAAAUAA